Molecule: messenger RNA, 1512 nt
Organism: Linum tenue
Lineage: Eukaryota; Viridiplantae; Streptophyta; Magnoliopsida; Malpighiales; Linaceae
Source: the annotation of a GenBank genome assembly
AUGAUUCUGAAAAGGAUUGAUAAUCUGAUUUCAAGUCCUUGCAAUAGGCUGGCGGCGGUAUCUUUCAUUGCUGCCUUCAGUUCAAAUUCUCAGCCUCAAGUCGAAACAAUCGCCAGAAUCAUAAACGACCAUCCAUUUCCAGAACAGCAAUUGCUCCCAACUUUCAGAGCCCACCUCCCACCUUCUCUCAUCUCCACAACCUUCGUGGAGAAUGUUCUCGGCCGUCUCUUUGCUGCACAUUCCAAUGGACUCAAGGCCCUGGAGCUCUUCAGGUUCGCCCUCCGCCAUCCCCAUUUCGUCCCAAGCUCCGAUGCAUUCGAGAAGACUCUCCAUAUCCUUGUGAGGAUGCGGUACUUCGAGAAAGCGUGGGAAUUGAUGGAGGAAAUUGGGAAAUCGCACCCUUCUUUGCUCACCACCAAAUCCAUGAGCAUCAUGCUGUCCAAGAUUGCCAAGUUUCAAUCUUUCGAUGAAACGCUCGAUGCUUUCGAGAGGAUGGAGAGGGUUUUUGAAGGCAGAAGUUUCGGGAUCGAAGAGUUUAAUGUCCUCCUUCGAGCCUUCUGCACCCAGAGAGAGAUGAAGGAAGCAAGGUCGGUUUUUGUGAAGUUUCAUGAUAGAUUCAAGCCUAAUACCAAGACCAUGAAUGUAUUGCUAUUAGGGUUUAAGGAAUCAGGGGAUAUUAGUGCCAUGGAACUCUUCUACCAUGAGAUGACUCGAAGAGGGUUUAAGCCGACUAGUUUUACUUACAGUGUCCGAAUCGAUGCAUACUGUAAAAAAGGUUGCUUCAGCGAUGCACUACGAAUCUUUGAAGAGAUGCAGAAGGCAGGAUUUCCACCGACGUUGGAAGUAUUCACCACGUUGAUCCACGGAGCAGGAAUUGUUCGUAAUGUGCUCAAGGCAAGGGAACUAUUCGAUGAGAUGCGUGAGAGAAACUUGCAGCCUGAUGUUGGAGCUUAUAAUGCAUUGAUCAGCACAUUCAUCAAGUGUAGAGAAUUGAAACCGGCCAUUACACUAAUGGAAGAGAUGGAGGAAAACCAUCUAGCCAUCGACAAUGUGACCUACCACACGUUAUUUGUAGGGUCCAUGAACUCGAGUGGCAUUGAAGGAGUUUACGAGCUGUACCAGAAGAUGAUCGACAGGAAGUUUGUGCCUAAAGCAAGAACGUCUGUCAUGCUGAUGAAGUUCUUCUGUGUGAAUGGGCGAGUCGAUUUGGGGAUCGAGUUAUGGGGUUACUUAAUGGAGAACGGUCAUUGUCCUCACGGCCAUGCGCUGGAUAUUUUGGUUACAGGGUUAUGCUCACGAGGGAAGUUGGAGGAAGCUUUGAAUUGUUGUAUGCAGUUUGUCGAGAAAGGGAUGAGGUUGAGCGACUCGGUGUAUAGAAUGCUGAGGAAGUUCUUAGAGCAGUCUGCUGAUAAGGCUGAUGAGUGGAAGGAGCUCAAUCGGAUGAUAAAGAAGCUUGAAGGCUUCUUACCGCCUUCAAAGGGUCAUGCUAUUGGUAAUCUUUCGAUAGAGUGA